CUUCCUACCCUGUCGCUGGCCUUUUUUGGCGGCGUUCUUUAACCUUCUACUACUUCUUCUUCUUGUUCUUCCUGUUGCCGCUCAUUCCGGCGACUGGUCCACAACGACAACUGCCACCAGCUGCCCCCCAUCAUCACCUACACCACAACCAACCGCCAGGUCGUCGCCAUGUCCCGGCAGGUGGUGCGGAGCAGCAAGUUCCGACACGUCUUCGGCCAGGCGGCCAAGUCUGAUCACUGCUAUGACGACAUCCGCAUCUCCCAGAUGACAUGGGACAGCAACUUUUGCUCUGUCAACCCUAAGUUCGUGGCCAUGAUCGUGGACGCCAGCGGUGGUGGGGCAUUCAUGGUGCUGCCCCUCAACAAGACCGGUCGUAUCGAUAUGUCCUACCCAACCGUGUGUGGCCACACGGGUCCCGUUCUGGACAUCGAGUUUUGCCCCCACAAUGACAACAUCAUCGCCAGCGGCUCUGAGGACUGCAGUGUCAUGAUUUGGGAGAUCCCGGACUCUGGGCUGAUCUCACCACUCACGCUGCCAGUGGUGAAGCUGGAUGGCCACUCCAAGCGUGUGGGCAUCCUUAGCUGGCACCCCACUGCCCACAAUGUCCUCAUGAGUGCAGGCUGCGACAACGUGGUGAUUCUGUGGAAUGUCGCUCGCGGCGAGGAGGUCAUCAGGAUUGAUGAUGUUCACUCUGACCUGAUCUACAGUGCCUGCUGGAACCGGGACGGCUCCAAGAUCCUGACCUCCUGCAAGGACAAGAUGAUGCGGGUGAUAGACCCUCGCAAGGGCACCGUCCUCUCCGAGAAGGAGAAACCACAUGAGGGCUCCAGGCCGGUCCGGGCUGUGUGGGUUUCUGACAGGAGGAUCCUUACCACCGGAUUUAGUCGCAGGAGCGAGAGGCAGGUGGCGCUAUGGGACCCGGAGGACUUUGGCUCACCACUGACCCUGGAGGAACUGGACACCAGCAGCGGCGUCCUUCUACCAUUCUUCGACCCGGACACAAGUAUGGUCUACUUGUGCGGCAAGGGCGACAGCAGCAUCCGGUACUUCGAGGUGACGGAGGAGGCACCCUACGUGCACUACCUGUCCAUGUACAGCAGCAAGGAGAGCCAGAAGGGCAUGGGCUACAUGCCCAAGAGGGGCCUGGAGGUGAACAAGUGCGAGAUAGCCAGGUUCUACAAACUCCAUGAGAGGAAGUGUGAGCCCAUCAUCAUGACGGUGCCCAGGAAGUCCGACCUGUUCCAGGAAGACCUAUACCCCGACACUGUAGGUCCAGAACCAUCGGCUGAAGCUGAUGAUUGGUUUGGAGGCAAAGAUGCUCCCCCCAUCCUCAUCUCACUCAAAGAUGGCUUCGUCGCUACCACCAAGGCCAAAGAGUUCAAAGUUCAUAAGAGCCUCCUCAAGACCACUGUGGCCCCCACCGGCAUCACUAACGUAGAUGGGGGAGGGGAUGUGUCGGCUCUGAGGCGGGAGUUGAAGGCUUUGAAAGCGUCACUGGAGGAGCUUAGCAUUCGUGUGAGCUCACUAGAGAGCAAACAUUAAGCCACCAGGACAUUUUACAGAACAAAUAAAAAAUAACGUGAAACAAACCUCAGUAAAUAAAAGAGAAACAAUGAAGAAACAAAGAGAUAACUCACCCCCGGCUCAAGUUGUCAGUUCAAGUAUUUUUUUUUUUAAAUAUAUGGUACUAUGAAAUAAAAUCAAGAUUUUCCAAA
Molecule: messenger RNA, 1715 nt
Organism: Syngnathoides biaculeatus (alligator pipefish)
Lineage: Eukaryota; Metazoa; Chordata; Actinopteri; Syngnathiformes; Syngnathidae
Gene: coro1a
Product: coronin, actin binding protein, 1A
Exons: 11
Coding region: 169-1542 (457 amino acids)
Biological process (GO): cell migration; actin filament organization
Molecular function (GO): actin filament binding
Source: RefSeq, a predicted model, not a curated record